Molecule: messenger RNA, 198 nt
Organism: Mesorhabditis belari
Lineage: Eukaryota; Metazoa; Nematoda; Chromadorea; Rhabditida; Rhabditidae
Source: the annotation of a GenBank genome assembly
AUGCGAUUUUCAGCUCCCCUUCUCACUCUCCUUAUUUCCCUCUCGAUUUCUUGGAGCUUCCUUUCGGCGCUGGAGGAGCUGAACGAUCGAACGCCGAAUCCGGGAUUCCUGAGCCAGCUAGACGUUUUGCGUCUCCGAGACGGGUGGCAUUUGAAAAAUUUCACAAUGUCACAACAACAACUAGUAAUGCAUAAGAUC